Ostrinia nubilalis (European corn borer) is the source of this 3085-nucleotide messenger RNA. It is a transcript of the gene qua, whose product is annotated as villin-like protein quail. Gene Ontology annotation, cellular component: cytoplasm; actin cytoskeleton. NCBI's taxonomy places the organism in Eukaryota, Metazoa, Arthropoda, Insecta, Lepidoptera, Crambidae. The record is from RefSeq and is a predicted model, not a curated record. Bases 88 to 2523 code for a protein of 811 amino acids. The transcript has 15 exons. Gene Ontology annotation, molecular function: phosphatidylinositol-4,5-bisphosphate binding; actin filament binding. Gene Ontology annotation, biological process: cytoskeleton organization; barbed-end actin filament capping; actin polymerization or depolymerization.
UAGUGUGGUGCCGACUGCGAGCUGCGGCAGAGCUAUUCGCGCGAACGCUUCUAUGGGGCCAGUUCGCGCCUGACCGUCAGUUCGAAAAUGCACAUUCUGGAGAUAGGAGCUGAUCAAGAGGAUGAGGGCGGCAGCGCGCGCGCCGCGGAAGCCGCGUUCCGCACCGUGCCGCGCGACCACACUGCUUUCCUCGUCUGGAGGAUAUCGGAGUCAGGGACGGAGAUGCUGCCUCGCACCCACUACGGCACAUUCUACGAUGGAGAAGCUUACCUCAUCUACUCCUCUUCGCUUUCUGGACAACCUGCUGGGCCGGAUGUCAUUCGUCGCGAAAUAAAAGAAAACGGCAGCGGCGAAUUCGCCGAGCGCCACAUCCACGCUUGGGCCGGCGAGCGCAGCGGCGCACUGGCCGCGCUGGCGCUGCGCCGCGGCACGCAGCUCGCGGCGCACCUCGGCGGGCCCGUCGUCGUGCACCGCGAGACCUCCACCAAGGAGACGCCCAGACUCCUUUCCUACUUCCGAGAUGGGAUUCGGAUCCUACGCAGCGGCAGCGGCAUUCUCAACGGCGGCGCGCGGCUGUACCGCGUGCGCGGGCGCCGGCCGGUGCUGCUGCAGCUGGAGCCGGUGUCGUGGGCGCAGCUGGCGGCCGACGGCGUGUUCGUGCUGGAUACAGCCGCGCUGCUCGUGCUGUGGCUGGGCCGCGCGGCUAACUUGGUGGAGAAGAUCUUCGGGGCUAAGAUAGCUUACCGCAUGGCCCGCGGCUCUGAAAAGGGCAUAACGGCUCGUCGAAUCGCGAUCGCGCACGACGGCUACGAGCAAACGCUACCUCUUGGGGACCGCACUCUCCUAGACACUUUGCUAGAGCUGCGCUCGCGCUCCGUCCGCCCCGCCGCACCCCCCGCUGACCCCCCGCGUCCUGCCCGUCUCUACCGCGUCACGCAACCGCAGCGCGUCUCGCUCGUCACUAUGCCCUCGCAGAGGCCCGCUGCUCGCUUGGAAGAGGUCAAGAGAGCGCCGCUGUACAGAGCUGACAUGGCUGAUGAUGGCGUUUACGUAGUGGACAGCGGCGUCCGCGGCGUUUGGGCCUGGGUCGGGCCUAACGUGACCGGCAGCGGGGCGGCGCGCGGGGCCUUAGCAGCAGCCCGAGGCCUCGCCCGCGCCCGGCGCUACUCGGGACCAGUGUCGCUGGUGCCGGCUGGCAGGGAACCUCUGGAGUUUGCUGCUAUGUUCCGCGCGUGGCGCUGGUGUGACGCUCGCCGUGACAUUCGCCUGAGAGCUGCGCGGUCUGCUACCACGCGCUUGGAUGCCGUCAGCCUCGCUACUAACUCUUGGCUUGCUGCUGAAGCUCAGCUCCCAGACGACGGGUCCGGCGCGCUCCGGGUUUGGCGUGUACGCGGGGAAGACGAGGCAGGCGCGGGCGCAACCCUGGCCGAGGUGGAGCGCCCGCAGGCCGCCGCCUUCUACGAUCAAGACUGCUACAUCGCGCUCUACACGUAUCAUGCGCCCACGGGGGACCAGUCCAUACUUUACUACUGGAUGGGUGGCUCUUCUCCAAAUGAUUUGAGGAAUUUGGGCGCAAAAGAAGCCAAAGACCUCUACGUGAAGUUGGGGCGUCUUCCCGUCCAAGCUUGGAUUUAUCAAGGCAAGGAACCGGCACACUUCCUUCAAAUAUUCAAAGGCCGGAUGAUCACUUACGUUGGUAGCGCCACUGAUUACGAUCCAACCGGUCGUCGAGUGGUAGCACCUUCCCGCGCCUUGAUCCGCGUGUCAGGGCAGUACGCGCGCGAGGCCCGCGGCGUGGAAGUCCGCGGGGGCGGGGGUGGCGGCGCGGGGGGGCGCGGCGCGUGCUACGUGCUGCGGGAGGGCGCGCGCGCGUGGGUGUGGUGCGCCGCCUGCGCUACUGGCGACGAGAGGGAGGUCGCGAAGAACAUGGCUGCGGCUGACCACACGCUUGUCAUGCAAGUCGAGGAGAUAAUCCCGGUGUCGCAGUACGAGCUGGCGCCAGAGAUGGCGGCGCUGGUGGACGCGCACUGCGCGCUGUUCGUGUGGCUGGGCGCGCACGCCUGCCCGCGCGCCAAGGACGACGCGCGCGCGCUCGCUAAGGCCUACCUCGCGCAGGAUCCUGCUGCUAGAGACCCUGAAACCCCCAUUAUCGUACUGAGCCAAGGCAGAGAACCACCAAACUUCACUGGUUUCUUCCCGCAUUGGAAACAGACUAUGUGGAAGGGCCAUAAAACGUUUAGUGCAAUAAUCAGUGCGCUGGAAGGCAAGUCGAUAGUGCAAUGCGGCAACAGCGCACUGCAGAGCGGCAACAGCGCCAACCGGUUCGAUCAGUAUGAGAAGUACCCUCUGGCAGUACUGAGGGGGCCCAAGGAACACCUGCCUCCUGACGUAGAUCCUUUGGUUAAAGAACUAUACUUGACCCACGACGACUUCGUGGCGACUUUCGGCAUGCCCUACAGCGAGUUCCGAGCCCUGCCCGCUUGGAAACAGAAGGACAUGAAGAAAGCUGUCGGCUUAUUCUAAUCUAACCGUUAGCUUGCCUCUCAACAAACAAUAUAACCUAAACGGUCAAAUAUAUUCCUCGUUACCUAGAAGUACUUGUCUAUGUAAGAUAAUAAAUAUAGGGCAAAUAGUAAUAAAGUGAAGUGUACGCGUUCAUAUCAACUCGCAUCACAUAGCAGAUUUUAAUUUUAAUGUCAAACAGGACAAUAAUUAUAUUUUUCAUCAUAAUACUCAUAUAUCAAGGUAGUGUAAAAGUUAUUUCAACUUGUGGAGAAAUAUGAAAUAUCGAUAUUCUCGUGUACUUUUUACUGAGGUAUAGAAACAUUUUUUAUCAUUAGGUAAGCAUUACGAGUAAAACAAAUAAAACGUCUCAAAAAUACCCACAUGUAGAGUUUAGUAGUCCAAUGAACGCAUUUUAUCGCAAAAAAAAAAUCUGCAUUGCACAGACUGUAGUUUUAUUAACAGUAUUUUGAAUGGAUAUAAAUAAUAAUUAUUAGUUUUAAUCAUGUUCGAUGAGUUCUUAUUUAUUUUAUUAAUAACAAACAAAUAAAUAAAUUAUUUUUGUUUACAUAUUCCACGAAAC